Messenger RNA from Plectropomus leopardus (leopard coralgrouper), 4887 nucleotides. RefSeq names its product zinc finger protein PLAGL2-like. Gene Ontology annotation, cellular component: nucleus. Gene Ontology annotation, molecular function: DNA-binding transcription factor activity, RNA polymerase II-specific. The record is from RefSeq and is a predicted model, not a curated record. Gene Ontology annotation, biological process: regulation of transcription by RNA polymerase II. Lineage: Eukaryota; Metazoa; Chordata; Actinopteri; Perciformes; Serranidae.
CAUAUCCCCCGAGCCCGGGGUGUGACGUCACUCUCCCAGAAUGCAUGGCUUCCAGCGCGGCGCCCAGCAGUCCAGGCCCGGACUCUAACAAACACCUCUAAAACUUCUUCCAAAAUGUCCAGAUGGAGACGGAAUGGAAGCUGGACGGAGAGCUGGACGGAGGCACAGUCGGUGUGUGAAGAUGUGGAGCUGCCUCUGUGAUUCAUCUGCUGUGACUGUGGAGUUUAGGGCUGCUGAAUACUAAAAUAGACUGAACCAGCACAAGAGCUCUUCUCAGGAAACACACAGACCCAGUCAGAGCUUUUAAAGCUCCUCAUCACCGCAGCCCUGUUGGGGUUGCUAUGGCAGCUGCUGUCACAGAAACCAAGUGCUGGACACAGGCUUGCCCCAGUAAGGCAGGACAGACCUCUAGUCAUUGCCACAAGAGACCAUCCAACAGUCAACAAACAGCACUUAGCAAUAAUUCUAGCACUCUAAGUUAACAAAACCACCAGAGGUCUGCAGGCUGAUGCUCGGCUCUCUGGAGGAUCCUCAUGAGUCUUGUCUGUGUCUGCUCAGGCUCUUGGCCAGAGUCCCUGUGCAGCAACAGAGCCAGCUCUGUUCCCUCUGUUAGACCAUGUUUCACCAGCAGGACCAUCUGAAGAGCCAGCUGCAGGAGAGCCACCCAGCCAGCAGGCAACUCUUCCACUGCCAGGAGUGUGGGAAGCAGUACAACACCCAGCUGGGUUACAGACGCCACCUAGUGGCAGCCCACAGUGCUGCAGCAGGCCUGCCCUGUCCAGAGGGGGCGCCCUCCCUGCUGGAGCACCUUGGCAGCCAUAUUGACAGGCCUCCACCAUUAGAUGGCAACACAAAUGCUACUGUGCCAGUGAGAGAAAGGAAAUACUCGUGUGAGCGUUGUGACCGCCGUUUUUACACCCGUAAGGAUGUACGUCGUCACGCUGUGGUGCACACUGGGCGCCGUGACUUCCUGUGCCCGCGCUGUGCACAACGCUUUGGUCGCAGAGACCAUCUGACCCGGCAUUUAAAGAAGAGCCAUGCCCAGGAGUCAGGGUUGAUGCCACCCUGUACACCCAGCACUCCUGCAGCUACACCCAGCCCUGCCACCCAGUGCCCAGUGAAGGAGGAGCCUCGGCCUGUGGCCUCUGAUAUGGGCUCUGUCUCCAAGGAGCCCAUGGAGACUUUCUCCAGGGACAUGUACAAUUCUUACCCCAUGGCCAAUCCUGUCUCUGCGAUGGGCCACCCUCAUGGCCUCAUGCAGGGCUCUUUGUCCUCCAGUAUAGGUGUGGCUCGCCACAUGCCCCCCCAAUCUUCUCACCCUCACCACCAUCACCUGCAGCCCCCGGCAGCUCCACAACAGCAGCCCUACGGCAAUAUGACCAGGUACCAGCACGGAUCUACCUCAUAUCCUCGCACCGACGUGGACAGUUUUCUGCUGGACCUGCAGAGUGCCCCCCCACCUCACCUGAGUGCAGUCAGCUCCUCUACCUCUACUUCUGCCUCCCCUCAGAGGGAGGUACCGGGUGAAGGCGUAGGUGUUGGUGGUGACCCUCACCUGCUGUCCAGGAGCCCUGCUGUCUCCUCAACUGAGCUGUCCUGCACCACUAACAUGGACCUAGGGCCUCUGCUGGGCUUCUUGCCUUUCAGCCUGCCGCCCUACAGCCCUCACAUGGGGAUGGGAGGGCUAGUGAUGAGCUAUCCACCCACUACCACCACCACCUCCCCUCCAGCCUCUACCACUGGGCUGUCCUCCCAGGCUCCGGGGCCUUUCACCUUUUUCCAGCCUCCACAGGCUCAUGUACACCAGGGCCCUGGAGCACACAACCACAGCCAGCUACCUCAGGCAUACAGUAGUCCUGCUAUGAGCACUUCCAGCUCCCUACCUCACUACUACCAGGCCUUUCAGCAGUAAGCAGCUCUGUCCCUACAAAUGUUGCCUUCACAUGUGCUCAUGCUUUUUAAUGAAAAGGGGAAAAAAACAUGAGAACAGCAUCUUUAUUGUAAAACAAAUGUGUGACUUUAGCCUGUCAGUGCUAAUGAUGCUACUCUUAGUUUCUUUUUGUCGAACACAACAGAUCACCUCAUCAGUAUUACCUCAUUAUUUAAAAAGGAAGCUUGAACAUUUGAGGAAAUGUGUAAGGUCUCACUACAACCAAAGUAGAGUACUACUUGUGUUUGUCAGACCUGCUACCAACAGUGGAUGCACUUAACAUGCUUGUCACAGGUGCCGCACAAUGCUGAGUCAUCCAGUUUUAGGUUCUCAUGGAAAAUGCUACUGCAUUAGGGAAUGUCACGUUCCUAACUGAAGCUGACUUGAGAUUUUCUUCUUUUGAAAUAUUAGAGCAUGAACAACCUUACAGAGUGAGAAAAGUUGUCACAGGAUGUGCUCAGUUUGAGUCGUAAAUAUGUGCACGAAAAGGUUGAGAAUGCAAACCCCACUGUCUGUAUAUAUAGCUGAUGGUUAACUUACUAAAAUAUGCAGUAAAGAGCUUCCCAUCCAGCCAUCAGGCAUUAUACCUACUGAUGUCAAGUAUAUCAGCAGAUGGGAAAUGACCAUUAUUUCAAGUAGUGUAAAUUAAACCAUGUCUGUGGAAUUCAGAGUUAGCCCUUGUUAGCGCAAAGUCAUUAACAGUUGGUGAACAAGCAAGACUGCAUAUGUGCUAUCAGUUAACGAAACAACUAAAAAAUCAAAAAUAUCACACAAUCUUACUGGAAUUGAACUGCAAAUGCAUUUGAGAAAUCUGAAAUUCUAUAUUGAAGAAAUCAAAGCAGAUCAGCUUUUCAGGCCAGAAUUUCACAUUGAGGAUGUAAUAUCAGCAUGGUGACACAAACUCUAAUGCUAAAAAGCUACUGGUCAGGCAUCACUACUUUGCAUCAUUAAAUUAAAAUGCACUUGCGUUUCAUUUUCAACAUUGCAGGCCUUUAAAGGUUGAAGUCAUGCCAAAUCACACCAGGUGGGAAACUGCUGCUUCGCUGCUGCCUGUGGGUCAGCCUCUUUACAAAAAGAGUUGGUCAGAACACUUGACACUGUAGUUCCUGUUCAGACAGAGAGGUGUUGCUUACAAGAAAUGUUCUUUAGGUCCAUGUAACGUAUUUUCUGUAUUAUUUAAAUAGUUUGAAUUUUUUAGACACUGCAUGCACCUGUUAACUGCCAAUUUGCAGCCAGUGGUUGCACCAAUAUGAAAUUCAUUCAGACGUUUUAAUUGCUGUCAGUCACAACACGUUUGUUUCUUCUUCCCAGGAUUAAGAUUGGGUAUUGCUUGCUUUUUUUUCACCAAUACUGGUGCAAAAACAAUACUUUCAAAAUGGUACUGAUGCCUAAAUGGCACCUGAACCAAUAUUUUUUUUUCAAAAUAAAAAAAAACUGUUAAUGACACUAAAAAACAACUUUUUUCUUAUAAUUGUGAAGGCAGAUUAAAUCUUGAAAUUGUAACAGUAAAUGUUACAGUUUAAAGUACACUUAAAUAUAUAGAUAAAUACAAAGCAUUAUUAACAAAUUUGCCUCAUUUAAAAAAAAACAAACAAAAAAAAAAAAACAACCGCAAUAACGUAUCAUUAAAGAACAGUUACAGGACUACUAACAGCAAAAUAAAUUUUGAUUUGGGAUCUGUAAUUCCUCACUAACUCAGGAGAGACUCAGCAGACAGACAUUUCUCCAUUAUCUGUUUAGAAGAGGCUGAGACUGUCACAACAAUAAGAGCAGAGACGAGUGACUGAAUUUUGCAUUAUGAAUUGGUCCAGAAGGUACUUCAUCUUAUAAGAACUGGUGCCAUAUUAGCAUCGGGUUUCAAUGCCCAACCCCACUCGGGAUGCUCCUUACUCCUCUCUGUCUGAACGAGGCAUCACAAAGCAGUGCAGCAGCUGUAGUUCACCUAAAUCCCUUGAGUCUAAAAAGAUGAGCAGAGACCUUUUAAAUAGACAUUUGCAGACACUGUGUUCACCAGGUCACUAAUCUCAGGGUUGCUGCCUGUCCCAUAAAAUACAGAAAAGCACAGAUAGAUAUUAGUCCUGUUGGCAUCCCUGAAUGGGUUGGCUUGGAUCAGGGCAAGAUUAAUAUGUGACUUAAAGAAAAAAACGUGGUUGGAGCAUGUGCAGUUGAGUUUUGACAAUAGAUAAAAUGUUUCCCCAUCUCUGAAAACAAUCUGUGGAUGUUCAUUGACACAUUUUACAUCAUAUGGUGUCAACAAUAAUGCCCAGUGGACAUCUGCUAGUGUAGAAAUCAUCCUACGUUAGGGUUUGCGUGUGAUUCAUCAAACAUUCUCAUCAUGCCAAUUACAGUGUACGAAUGAUGGGCUGUUAAUAAAUGCGGGUGCAGAAAACCACUGUCAUUUACAUAUCAUGCCCCAAUGUAUUCUCGGCGUUGGAGCCCUGGCCUUGAGAGUUUACAACAUAUGGAGACACAAAAUAUGGCCAAAAGGAGAAACUUCUGUGAGCUAGUAAUUGAAAUGCUUAGACCCCAGAAAGUAUGAAAAAGCCAGUAUGGAAAGAAAUCACUGUUGUGGUACAAAUGUAACAGUGCAUUCCAGCUGAGGUUGGAAUAUUUAAUUUAUACAUUCAUCAUAUGUACUGACCUAAAGUCGACAUUUUAUAUUUGCCUAUAUAUAAUACUAAUAUUGUUACAGUAUUCAUAUAAGAGCUUAUAACAGACCGCAACCAUGAAGUUUGGGGCCAUCUGUAUAUUCUCAGUGCUGCUUUUUCAACAGGUGGUGGAGGAGAAAUAGAUGCUCUACCUGCGUCCGAGCUGGACAUCGGUAAAAAAUGUAAUGGCCCAAGCUACUAGUAUUUAAGUAAUUACACUGUUGCAGAGUGAAUUCUCUUCUUUUUAAUGAUAAAUGGUGGAAACAUGCUUUGACUUGUCAGUGUCUCAAAUAAAAGAUGGAUCAUUAG